AUGAAAAAGAAAGACACUAAACAGAUUAAACCUCUUUUACUAAUCACUGGUGGAACCAGGGGUAUUGGAGCCGCUCUUGCUUGUUUGUCUGUAAAAGAUUAUCGGCUCGCCCUUGUUUAUCAUCGAAACCACGAGGCUGCUCAUGCCCUACAAGAUCGGAUCUUUGCUAAUCAUAAGAAAGUGAGAAAAGAAGAAGUCCAGGUUUAUGCAAGUGAUCUCUCUAAGCCGUUGCAAGUUAAGAAAGUUUUUGCACAGGUUCGAAAAGAAAUGGGUCCCGUCUCUUACUUGGUAAACAAUGUUGCUAAGAUUGGAGAAAUUGCUAAUUUUGAUAAAAUAAGCCUGCGGCGCUUUCAAAAAACCUUCUCAACAAAUUGCUAUAGUGUUAUUUCGUGCAUUAAGGAAGCCCUUCACCAAAUGAGGGAACAUCCACGCAAACAGGACAAGUGCAUUAUCAAUAUUUCGUCAGGAGCGGUUAGAACUGGUGCACCCCAUGAGUACAUCGACUAUUCCAUGAGUAAGGGAGCUUUGGAAUCCCUCACUUUUGGAUUAGCAAGGGAAUUGGUUGUAGAUAACAUACGCGUCAAUGGAGUUCGACCCGGAGUUAUAGACACCGACAUUCACCCUAAUAAAGAAACUCGAAUUCAAACAAAAGUCCCUAUCAUUCCUAUGGGACGCAUCGGCAAGGCAGAAGAGGUGGCAGAGGGCAUUUUGUGGUUGCUUUCUCGAAAAGCAUCCUAUGUAACAGCAACUUUUCUCGACAUAGCUGGGGGCAAAUAA
Molecule: messenger RNA, 777 nt
Organism: Ylistrum balloti
Lineage: Eukaryota; Metazoa; Mollusca; Bivalvia; Pectinida; Pectinidae
Exons: 1
Coding region: 1-777 (258 amino acids)
Source: RefSeq, a predicted model, not a curated record